Messenger RNA from Liolophura sinensis, 1614 nucleotides. RefSeq names its product glutathione S-transferase 3, mitochondrial-like. The transcript is spliced from 5 exons. Gene Ontology annotation, molecular function: glutathione transferase activity; glutathione peroxidase activity. The record is from RefSeq and is a predicted model, not a curated record. NCBI's taxonomy places the organism in Eukaryota, Metazoa, Mollusca, Polyplacophora, Chitonida, Chitonidae. Gene Ontology annotation, cellular component: nuclear envelope; endoplasmic reticulum; membrane. Bases 60 to 482 code for a protein of 140 amino acids.
GUCGUCAGUGGUUGUUGUCUGUCCCACACCUAUAGGUCGCACCUCUGUUGGGUGCCGUGAUGGAGAUAAUCCUGAACUUUGAGCCAGAUUAUGGCUACGUGGUCAUCGUGGUCGCCUUGUCUUGGGUUUUCCUAAACUGGCUUGGUAUGAAUGUUGUAUGGGCGAGACAUAUUUUCAAUGUACCGUACCCAACCAUGUACAGCUCGCACUCGGACAUUUUCAACUGUUAUCAGAGAGCCCACCAGAACACUUUGGAGUAUUAUCCUCUGUUCAUUGUACUGCUGCUAUUAGGAGGAUUGCAGUUUCCUAAAGUCAGUGCUCUGUCAGGUUUGAUCUGGAUUGCAGGCAGAGUUGCUUAUGCCAAAGGAUAUUACACCGGAAAUCCAGACAAGAGGAUGCGUGGCGUUUUUGGCUAUGUCGGUCUCAUCGUUCUAUUCAUCAACACCAUCAUCUUCGCUCUGAAACUGCUACAGUGGAUUUAGCAUGCCAGAGCCUUAACUGCGUCACUGGGUUAUCUGCAUACUGAUAUACAUGUAUGCUACAUAUUGAAAUAAGGUGUUCACAUUAGCCUUAUUCCGAACAGUUUUAAGAAAAUGAGCUACAAUUUAAAGUGAAAGUGUAUAAUGCAGUCAUUUCAGGACCUGCAAUAAAGAUGUGUUCACAUUUGCAUCAUUCUCAAAAUCCCCAAUUCUAAAGAUUUACAGUUUCUUACAACAUGUUUGAAACAAGUUUCAUCAGAACAUUACAGAAAACAUCACUAAGAAUUAUUCAGCUAACAUCUGUGCCAUUUUCAACACGGGGUUAAAAUUCAUGAACAAAGACUUAGACAGGGACUAAAUCCUACUCUGCUUUGAUAUGAUAUCAGCGAUGGAUUUGAAUCCAUGAAGGAGAUUUGUUUGCUGUGUCAGAGUAUACCACAACACAUGUGAAAUGCACUUCGACAUUAUCAAGUUACUAAUAGCUGAGGGUGAUUUUUUUUCGUUGAUAUGUAUGUAGAGAAACUCUUGUAGAUGUAGAAGAAAGCUUUGUAGCUAUGCAAAUUGAUUUUAAUGUUAUAUUUGUAAUUCUCAUGAGUUUCUGUUGAUCACACAGGUAUCUACGUUGUCAGCUUUUAGAAUGGUUUUAACACAUUUUAAUAGCUGUUGAAAGUGAUUGAGGAAAGGCGUGGUGAAAUGUGAUUCACAUUAAUACCUUUUUAUGCAAUUUUUCAAAGAAUAUUCAAAAUAGAAAAUAUUAAAACUGUAAAACGUAGUUUGUAAAGAACUUGUUGUUUCAAGCUGUUCUGAAAUGUUGUCUGUUGAUUGCUGAAACUUUUCACAUUGUUGACCCCCAUCCCCCCCCCCCCUAAAAAAACAGUUGCUGAAAAAUUUUCACAUGGUAGUACAUCUGUAAGGGUUAACUGGAAGUGAAUGCUAUAGGUCUUGUUUUCCAAGGGACUUACCCUAUAUAUAUAUAUAUUUAUGCAUCAUGUGCACUUUUAUCAAAUUUAUUCUUGAAUGAAAUGUAAAGAUUUACCAAUAGUCCAUUUGUAUUUUAAAACUUGAUGUACAUUUACGUCAGACAUAUUUGCUCACUUUGAAUAUAAAAUAAAUAUUUGUGUUUUUUAGGUAUAAG